UUUAACUUCUUUUCUCCUUAAUUAUCAGCCACAAAAUUUAGUUAAAUAAGCUUAGUUCUUGCAAGUUAACAGUCAACACGGCACAUAUUCCUCUGCCAAAAGAAAGAAAACUGAAGGCCUUGGGAGAAUGUGGAGGCUUAAGAUAGGAGAAGGUGGCGGUGACCCAUAUACAUACAGCACCAACAAUUACUUGGGGAGACAGACGUGGGAGUUUGAUCCUAAUGCUGGGACGUCUGAAGAGAGAGCUGAGGUUGAAGAAGUUCUUCUGAAUUAUUACAGCAAUAGGAAACAUGUUCAGCCCAGUUCUGACCUCCUUUGGUGGAUACAGAGUUGCGGCGGCGGUUCCUUCAACGUCGUGGCCUCAGUGGCCCUGCUGUCUUGUGCAAAAUUACACCUGUCAAGCAUCGUCCAACACAAUUUUCACCUCAAUAUGAUUAGAACUGGGCAAAGUGAUAAACAUGAAAGUUUUAGCCUUGUCUCUUAACUUUCUAAUGGCUUAAUAAUCAAGG
Messenger RNA from Theobroma umbraticum, 509 nucleotides. NCBI's taxonomy places the organism in Eukaryota, Viridiplantae, Streptophyta, Magnoliopsida, Malvales, Malvaceae. The record is from RefSeq and is a predicted model, not a curated record.